Podarcis raffonei (Aeolian wall lizard) is the source of this 4706-nucleotide messenger RNA. RefSeq names its product zona pellucida glycoprotein 1 (gene ZP1). NCBI's taxonomy places the organism in Eukaryota, Metazoa, Chordata, Lepidosauria, Squamata, Lacertidae. Bases 118 to 4662 code for a protein of 1514 amino acids. Gene Ontology annotation, cellular component: egg coat. The record is from RefSeq and is a predicted model, not a curated record. The transcript has 12 exons. Gene Ontology annotation, molecular function: acrosin binding; structural constituent of egg coat. Gene Ontology annotation, biological process: binding of sperm to zona pellucida; prevention of polyspermy.
UGCUUCAGCCAGCCCACCUCCACUGACCCUAUAUAAUGCCAGCGUCUUUACCAGUUUUCCUCCUAUGGGGAGGGGCUGCCAGAGCUCUGCUUCUGUUUUGCUUUGGCUGCUGCAGCCAUGGACUGGGGCUACAGAGAUUUGGGGGGGUUAGCAAUCUUGGUGAUUCUGGGGCUGUGCCAAGGGCAAGGUGACGUUUGGAGGGUGGGCUCCUUACCCUCCCCAUAUCAUUACAACUGUGGGGAGUACAGCAUGCAGCUGCUUGUGUUUCCUAGCCCAGGCCGAGAUGUCCGCUUUAAAGUUGUGGAUGAGUUUGGGAUAGCCUUUGAAGUUUCGAAUUGCUCAAUCUGCCGCCACUGGAUCACAUCUAAUGGGGCUAUUGCUUUUUCUGCUGGCUAUGGUGGCUGUCACGUAUUAAAUAAGGAUAACAGCAAUAACUUGAAAGUCCGGAUAGAGGAACUAACAAGCAACAGAAGAGUUGUUGUCUCCCAUGAUGUCAACAUAAUAUGCCCCAAGCCACAGGAAUAUGUCCCAGCACCAGAGGACAACAUGCGUCAUGUGCCUCAGCCCCAGCCUGGUGUGGUGCACCCUCUGCCUCAUUCCCAGCCUGGCCUAGAGUUCCCGCUGCCUCAGCCUUGGCCCAGCCAGGUGCGCCCACAACCUCAGCCCCAGCCUGACGGAGAGCGUCCAGUGCCUGGCCUAAUACACCCAGAAACCCAACCUGGCAUAGUGCGCCCGCAGCCUGGCCUAGAGCGUCCAGUGCCUGGCCUAAUACGCCCAGAAACCCAACCUGGCAUAGUGCGCCCGCAGCCUGGCCUAGAGCGUCCAGUGCCUGGCCUAAUACGCCCAGAAACCCAACCUGGCAUAGUGCGCCCGCAGCCUGGCCUAGAGCGUCCAGUGCCUGGCCUAAUACACCCAGAGCCCCAGCCUGGCAUAGUACGCCCACUGCCUCAACCUCAGCCUGGCCACUUGCGCCCGCGGCCCCAGCCUAAGCCCCAGCCUGGUUUAGAGCAUUCAGUGCCUAGCCUGAUACGCCCAGAGCCCCAGCCUGGCAUAGUGCACCCGUGGCCUCAGCCCCAGCCUCAGCCUGGCCAAGAGCGUCCAGUGCCUGGCCUAAUACGCCCAGAGCCCCAGCCUGGCAUAGUGCGCCCACAGCCUCAGCCCCAGCCUCAGCCUGGCCAAGAGCAUCCAGUGCCUGGCAUAAUACGCCCAGAGCCCCAGCCUGGCAUAGUACGCCCACAGCCCCAGCCUGGCAUAGUGCACCCGUGGCCUCAGCCCGGCCAAGUGCGCCCACUGCCUCAGCCUCAGCCCAGCAAAGUACAGCCGCAGCCCGGCCUAGUGCGCCCGCUGCCUCAGCCUCAGCCCGGCCUAGUGCGCCCGCUGCCUCAGCCUGGCCUAGUGCGCCCACUGCCUCAGCCUGGCCAAGUGUACCCACUGCCUCAGCCUCAGCCCGGCCAAGUGCACCCACUGCCUCAGCCCGGCCAACUGCGCCCACUGCCUCAGCCCGGUCAAGUGCACCCCCUGCCUCAACCUCAGCCUCAGCCCGGCCUAGUGCGCCCACUGCCUCAGCCUCAGCCUCAGCCCGGCCAAGUGCACCCACUGCCUCAGCCUCAGCCCGGUCAAGUGCGCCCACUGCCUCAACCUCAGCCCGGUCAAGUGCGCCCCCUGCCUCAACCUCAGCCUCAGCCUGGCCAAGUGCGCCCGCUGCCUCAGCCUCAGCCCGGCCAAGUGCGCCCGCUGCCUCAGCCUCAGCCUGGCCUAGUGCACCCGCUGCCUCAGCCGCAGCCCAGCCAAGUGCGCCCGCUGCCUCAGCCUCAGCCCGGCCAAGUGCACCCGCUGCCUCAGCCUCAGCCCGGCCAAGUGCACCCGCUGCCUCAGCCUCAGCCCGGCCGAGUGCACCCGCUGCCUCAGCCUCAGCCCGGCCAAGUGCACCCCCUGCCUCAGCCUCAGCCCGGCCAAGUGCACCCGCUGCCUCAGCCUCAGCCCGGCCAAGUGCACCCACUGCCUCAGCCUCAGCCUGGCCAAGUGCGCCCGCUGCCUCAGCCUGGCCAAGUGCACCCGCUGCUUCAGCCUCAGCCCGGCCAAGUGCACCCGCUGCCUCAGCCUCAGCCUGGCCAAGUGCACCCGCUGCCUCAGCCUCAGCCCGGUCAAGUGCGCCCCCUGCCUCAACCUCAGCCUCAGCCCGGCCUAGUGCGCCCCCUGCCUCAACCUCAGCCUCAGCCCGGCCUAGUGCGCCCACUGCCUCAGCCUCAGCCCGGCCUAGUGCGCCCACUGCCUCAGCCUCAGCCUCAGCCCGGCCUAGUGCGCCCCCUGCCUCAACCUCAGCCUCAGCCCGGCCUAGUGCGCCCACUGCCUCAGCCUCAGCCCGGCCAAGUUCACCCGCUGCCUCAGCAUCAGCCUGGCCAAGUGCGCCCACUGCCUCAGCCUCAGCCUGGCCAAGUGCACCCACUACCUCAGCCUCAGCCUGGCCAAGUGCACCCACUACCUCAGCCUCAGCCCGGCCAAGUGCGCCCGCUGCCUCAGCCUCAGCCUGGCCAAGUGCACCCACUACCUCAGCCUCAGCCUGGCCAAGUGCACCCACUACCUCAGCCUCAGCCCGGCCUAGUGCGCCCACUGCCUCAGCCUCAGCCUGGCCAAGUGCACCCACUACCUCAGCCUCAGCCUGGCCAAGUGCACCCACUACCUCAGCCUCAGCCCGGCCAAGUGCGCCCGCUGCCUCAGCCUCAGCCCGGCCAAGUGCACCCGCUGCCUCAGCCGCAGCCUGGUCAAGUGCGCCCAUGGCCUCAGCCUCAGCCUGGUCAAGUGCGCCCACUGCCUCAGCCCAGCCAAGUGCACCCGCUGCCUCAGCCGCAGCCUGGCCAAGUGCACCCAUGGCCUCAGCCUCAACCCGGCGAAGUACAUCCGCAGCCUGGUCAAGUGCGCCCACUGCCUCAGCCCGGCCAAGUGCACCCACAGCCUCAGCCUCAGCCUGGCCAAGUGCGCCCACAGCCUCAGCCCGGCCAAGUGCGCCCACUGCCUCAACCUCAGCCUCAGCCUGGCCUAGUGCGCCCACUGCCUCAGCCUCAGCCCGGCCAAGUUCACCCGCUGCCUCAGCCCGGCCAUGUGCGUCCAUUGCCACAGCCUCAGCCCGGUCAAGUGCAGCCGCUGCCUCAGCCUCAGCCUGGCCAAGUGCACCCACAGCCUCAGCCCGGCCAAGUGCGCCCGCUGCCUCAACCUCAGCCUCAGCCUGGCCUAGUGCGCCCACUGCCUCAGCCUCAGCCUCAGCCUGGCCUAGUGCGCCCGCUGCCUCAGCCUCAGCCCAGCCUAGUGCGCCCACUGCCUCAGCCUCAGCCUCAGCCCGGCCAAGUGCACCCGCUGCCUCAGCCUCAGCCCGGCCAUGUGCAACCAGUGCCUCCUCUCUAUCCUGGCCUAAUGCACCCUUCUGGCCUCUACAGUAUAGGUUCUCCUCUAACCCAGGAGCAGUGCCAGGUUUCAUCUGGAAAGAUUCCCUGUGCAGGUUCACUAGGACAAGCUGAAUGUUACCAAACUGGAUGCUGUUAUGAUGAGAGGGACCAAACUACUCCAUGUUACUAUGGCAACACAGUCACUGUCCAAUGCCUUCGAGAUGGCCACUUCCUUCUGGUUGUCUCCAGGGAUAUGUUGGACUACCCCAUCGUCCUUGACAGUGUCAAACUGUCCUAUGCCCAAGGAGGAUGUGACCCUGUCAGGAAAACGGAGUCUUUCUUGGUCUUCCACUUCCCUCUCACACACUGUGGUACGACGAUUCAGAUGACUGGUGGCAGACUGAUAUAUGAAAACCAGUUGGUUUCGGGCGUUGAAAUCUUAAGGGGGCCAGAUGGUUUUAUUACCCGGGACAGCACCUUCAUCCUCAAUACUCGCUGCAUCUACAAUGCCACUGACUUCUUGCCAGUUCAGGUUGAGGUCUUCUUUCCUCCCACACCUGCUCCGGUUAUCCAGACGGGGCCUCUCCGGUUUGAACUGCGUAUUGCUACAGACUACAGUUACAGCUCCUACUACGCAGAUGCAGACUAUCCUGUGGUGAAGAUACUGAGAGACCCUGUGUAUGUGGAGGUUCGCGUCCUGCAGAGAAUGGACCCGUCCUUGGUUCUGGUUCUGCAUGAAUGCUGGGCUACUCCGACCCCUAACCCCCUUGAGAAGUUGCAGUGGCCAAUUCUGAUAGAUGGAUGCCCAUUUGAAGGCGAUAACUACAGAACCCAGAUGGUUCCUAUGGGACCUGCCACAUCUCAGCUGCAGUUUCCAGACCAUUACCAGCGUUUCACCAUUGCUACAUUUACAUUUGUGGAUUCUGCCAAUUAUAUGGUGCUGGAUGGAUUGGUGUACCUCUUCUGCAGUCUGUCUGUUUGCCACCCCUCUCACCUGCAGCCCUGCAGGAACACGUGUCAAAUGCCAGUGGCUGCAAGAAGUCGUCGGUUUUUGAAGACAGGCAAUGGGACAGAAUCCUUGGACCUAGUAAGCACUUAUGGAGGUGUGAUCUUUCAAGAAAGCAGCCAGACUCUUGAUAAACAAGUCAAAUGGAAGAAAGACAUGAGCUCCAGUGGAGAUCUGGCCCUGAUAUGCUUGGUGGCACUGCCGUUAGUGGGUGUAAUCUUGUUUGUUGUUGUUAUCGUACUCUGGAAAAAGAGAAGCAGAGUGACAAAACUCUAGUACUGAUGGGGAAAUGCAUAGAAUUAAAGAGUUGUAAACUUUCA